ACGAUUUCCAUCGCACGCGCACUACCUUCCUACAAUACAUCGUGUAGUGUCCUGAAGAUUCUUGCCCCGUAGAUCUAUGUUACGCAGAAAAGGUCGACUGGGCAUUCGAGCCAAUGGACUGGCGUUGGUUUCCGUCCUAGAGAAUGGCCGUCUUCAAAUCUGGUGUGUUCGUUCCUCGAGCUAAGCACGAACCUAGCUGCGUCGAGUGUCUUCUCUAAUCGACGACUGCCUAUCCGAAGUAGUGGCUGCUGUACGCCUACCGUGGUGCUAUUGAAAACUUGAAGAGAGGCACGAACGGGAACGUGCGGGGAACAGCUCCGGAAAUUAAUACAUUCUUCAUUCAGCAGGAAAACUCCGUCACCUUCUUGCCCUUGCAUCUGUUCUGCCCUGUGGAGUCUCAGUGGGAGACGAACGAGGAAAAAUUGCGCAGCUGGCAGGGCUACCGGUGUUCAGCGGCCAUGGCUCCUUGGUUCUCCUACCGUCACCGCCAGAUGGGUACCGGCGCAGUGACGGAAAGUGCGGACGGAUUUUGGGGCAAAGUGACGGCGUCGCUGGACUGGUGUGAGGGAAACUACGAGAUUUCCUACUACAUUGCUGAGUUUUGGAACACAGUGUCGAACGUGAGCUUCCUGCUGCCCUCGCUGUUCGCAGCCUGGUACGUAUGGCGAGUGGGCUACGCGCCCAGAUUCGUCCUGGCACACCUGAGCGUGGCACUGAUCGGCCUUGGCUCGACGCUGUUCCACAUGACGCUCAAAUACACAAUGCAGCUAGCGGACGAGCUGCCCAUGCUCUAUGGCACUGCAGCCCUCCUCUACUGUGUUAUCGAGCUGCCCAAAGCACGUUCAGAGGCGCCCAACACAGUAUUUGCCAUCGCGUUGUUCUCCCUUACCACGGUGGUGUCCAUUGCGUACGUCGUGCGCCGCGACCCGAUCAUCUUCUUCUCCUGCUACACGAUAUACACCACGGCGCUCGUGAUUCUUGGCACCGUGGCCAUGUAUCGCUACGGCAACGCCGAGUCUCGUUUCCUCGGCUACUCGGCCCUCGGGUCGUACGCUCUCGGCUUCACUCUGUGGGCGUACGAGAACAGCCACUGCCCGACGGUGGAGGAAUGGCGUCUAGGGCUGGGCCCGGUGCUGGGGGUUUUCACGCAGCUGCACGCUUUCUGGCACCUGCUGGCUGCCAUGGGUGGCUAUCUGCUGGUCAUCACCAGCCUGCACGUUAACAUUCUGGUUGGAGCAGGUCGGCCACGCAUUGUCUAUCACAGUCGCAUGCUGCCCGUAGUCACCAAUGAUGGAGGCCAGAUGUCACCAGGAUCUUUGUCUCCGUCGCCGACCAGUAAUGCCUAUGACUGUGGCCAGAAGGGACAGAUGACGAUAAAUGUGUGAUGUAAGAUGUAGAGUGGUCAGUCCUUGCCAGCUCUACCGACUGCAGGACUCGGUGCGCGUGCGUGUGUGUGCGUGCACGAUGUGUGUGUGUGUGUGUGUGCGUUUUCGUGUGUGUUUGUGUGUUCAUGUUUGUGUGUUUGUGCUUAUUCGCUCAUUGUUCUAUGCUUAGUCUCGUUUCCAUGGCUAGAUAGCUAAUGCUUCCAAGCUGCUCUUUCCAACUUGUCCGUUAAAGAAGUAAAUUUGAGUCCGUUCUAUCAGGGUAACACACAAUACUUUGUACGCCAUGCAUAAGCUGAUGAUUUCCAUUCUGGACCUGCUGAGUGACAUGCAUUUUCAAGCGCCGUUUCUAUAUCGACCCCCAGGGGUUUUUUUCUCGCUGUUGGCAGUGAUUAGAAUCCAUUAGAUCCUUGGCCGAACCGUGGUAUGAUGACAGCUUCGCUGAAGCUUUCUUGAUCCAUUGCAUUCCAAGGCAUUCUCAGGUGGAAUGAACCACCAUUGAACCACCGUUUGCUUUUCUUUUUUCCUAUAUUUUACUCUUAAUUAACACAGCCCUACUGGAAAACAGUUGGAGAACAAAUAGAAACGACUUCACAUGUGCUUUGCACAUCACAGUUGUACUUUCCCACACACCUCCACUAUAUAUGCUCCUGGGUAGAUCUAGUCUUAUCAGAAUCUACUUUGUUUUCUGAUGGUUGUCCCACUCGGCAUGGAACUCAGAGUUACAACAAACACAGA
Sycon ciliatum is the source of this 2120-nucleotide messenger RNA. Its product is annotated as alkaline ceramidase 3-like. Gene Ontology annotation, biological process: phytosphingosine biosynthetic process; ceramide metabolic process. The record is from RefSeq and is a predicted model, not a curated record. The coding region runs from base 459 to 1385 and encodes 308 amino acids. The transcript is spliced from 2 exons. Lineage: Eukaryota; Metazoa; Porifera; Calcarea; Leucosolenida; Sycettidae. Gene Ontology annotation, cellular component: endoplasmic reticulum membrane.